Molecule: messenger RNA, 663 nt
Organism: Cinclus cinclus
Lineage: Eukaryota; Metazoa; Chordata; Aves; Passeriformes; Cinclidae
Gene: CCDC81
Product: coiled-coil domain containing 81
Exons: 5
Coding region: 1-612 (203 amino acids)
Cellular component (GO): centrosome
Source: RefSeq, a predicted model, not a curated record
AUGUGGACCCUGCCUUGUCUUGGGACCUUUGCUGUGGUCCAUGAGCAAAUCAAUGGCACAGAAGAGGUGUAUGUGGUUCGAAGACCUGUGUUCCAGCUGGACAUGGACAUGUCUUGUCUACAGGAGCUGGUGUUCCCAACAGUGAUGAUGCCUGGUGACAUUGAGAUCAUGCCACUGGAUUACUGGUGGUUAUCCCAGACCAAUUCCCUCCCACCCGACGUGGUGAGGGGCUGUGUGGAAGAGACCAUUCUUUUGUACUCCUUCCAGCUGAGGGACAGGCAGCACCCUGCCUUCGCCUUUGAGAAUAUUGGCAUCCUGUCCUGCCAGGACAAUGUCCUGUGCAUGCAGUUUCACUGCAGCUGCAUUGCAGGACUGGAGAGUCACGACACCUGGGUGGCUCUGCUGCUCACGAGGCGGAGUGUGGCAGGUUCUGGUGUCAACAAUGGAGUGACCACUACUCAGGGAGUGCAGGUUGCACAGGCCCACAUGUUCCCCAGGUUUCGGCUCGCUGUGUCUGAGGCUUUUUCCACCCAACCUACAAAGGCUGCAGAGAAACACCGGGUCAGAAUAGGUAUGGAAUGGGUUCCUGCUGCUCUGACACACAUGGGGUAAUCACAUCCUGUUACCACACAACCUCACAGGCUGCUCCCAAGAGCUUUCUCC